Molecule: messenger RNA, 1983 nt
Organism: Cricetulus griseus (Chinese hamster)
Lineage: Eukaryota; Metazoa; Chordata; Mammalia; Rodentia; Cricetidae
Source: RefSeq, a predicted model, not a curated record
CCGGGUUCCCCGCAAUCGCGAGUCCCACUGAGUAAGGGAAAGCCAGGGAGGAAAGGGAGGAUCCGCCUAGAGAAGGAGGGUCGGAGCAGAAACAAAGCUAAGGGUGGGAGAAAGAGGCAACACGGUCCAGACCACGUGCUCGGCGUCUUUCUGUAACCUAAGAGCAAAACAAACUGGCGUGGCCACGCCCUGCGCGGUCACGUGACUCCGGGAGCGCCGGUUCCGGCGGAGACGGAAUCCUUCCUGUGUGCAGGCCCCUUAUCCCGGCGGUACCUCUGACCCGUUGCUAGCUCCAUCACUGGCGCGGUAACCAUGGCAACGGACUGCAAGGGGCGCGGGCCCGGGACCCCGGCCCAGAGAGCUGUCGGGAAGGAAGGUGAAUGUGUCAAACCUUUCACACCAGAGAAAGCAAAAGAAAUUAUAAUGUCUUUACAGCAGCCUGCAAUCUUCUGUAACAUGGUUUUUGAUUGGCCCGCACAACACUGGACUGCGGAACACCUUUCCAGGGUCCUGCAGGGCAAGCAGAUCCGAUUCAGAAUGGGCCUGAGAAGCACAGAUACAGUUCCUCAGUUUGAAACUGCAUGUAGUUACGUGGAUGCUACACUUGAGGAGUUUCUGACCUGGAACUGUGACCAGUCUAGUGUCUCUGGACCAUUUAAAGAUUAUGACCAUUCCAAAUUCUGGGCUUAUGCUGACUAUAAAUAUUUUGUCAAUCUGUUUGAAGACAAGACAAAUGUUUUCCAGGAGGUGAUGUGGUCUGACUUUGGGUUUCCUGGAAGAAAUGGACAGGAAAGUACACUGUGGAUCGGCUCUCUGGGAGCCCAUACUCCCUGUCAUCUGGACUCCUAUGGCUGCAACUUAGUAUUCCAGGUACAAGGAAGGAAAAGAUGGCAUCUUUUUCCUCCUGAAGAUAUGCCUUUCCUUUAUCCAACCAGAAUCCCUUACGAAGAGUCGAGUGUGUUCAGUAAAAUCAAUGUUGUCAACCCUGAUUUAGAGCGUUUCCCUCAGUUCCAGAAAGCUCGAAGACAUACGGUCACACUGAGCCCAGGACAGGUUCUGUUUGUCCCCAGACACUGGUGGCAUUAUGUGGAAUCCAUUGAUCCUGUCACCGUCAGUAUAAACUCCUGGAUUGAGCUGCUAGGCAGACACCAGCUAGCUGUGAAUGAUCCGCGCCGCCGCAGCGCAAAUUGCAAAGUGCUGCCGGGAGUAGCAAAACCCGCAGAGAGGCCUGCAGAAGAUUUAAACACUCCAGGGCCUGGCGGGAGGGCGCGGGAAGGUGGGCAGGAAGAGGACCACCUAGCCCGGGUGGAAGAGGCAAUCACCCGCAUGCUCGUAUGUGCCCUGAAGACUGCAGAAGAUCCACACCAUCCCAGAGCCUGGCUGAACCCCACUGAGGUUGAAGAAACAUCUCAUGAAGUCAAUUGCUGCUACUUAAAUGAUGCUGUUUGUGCUUUUUUUGACCAUUGUGGAAAAGCUAAAGAAGUAGAGACGCAGGCACUGAGAGCAAACGGGGAGAAGUGGCGAAAGGAAGAGCCAAGUGUGCAGGAGCACAUGGAAGUGGAACAAGCACACAGUCAGAGCUUUACUGUGAGGACUGGGAAACAGGAGGUCGCAAGUCAGUUUGGCCCAGAUCUGGUCCCUGUGACACCAGCGUCAGAAGAUCGGCCUUCGGAAAAAGGAGGCAUAUUGGGAAGUGACAGCAAAGGAUGUAUCGACAGAGACAAAGAACACUCUGCAGAACUGUCCUAUGCCAGGAGGCAACAAGCUAGUAUAGGGGCAAGUGCAGCGUCAGAACAGGUCACCUCAAGGUGUCCUGUGGCACCUUCUCCAACAUUCGUGUCCACAGAUGACUUGCUGGACUGCUUGGUGAAUCCACAAGUAACCAGGAUGGUGGCCCAGCUUUUGAUACAAGGAAAAAGCUUGCGAUUCUAAUAGAUUGUUUUUAAUAAAAUUUUAAAAUAUAAUUUUAGAACUAGUAUGCUA